UUUUCCUCACCCCACGUGACACCAACGACCUUGUCCAUUUAUAACCGCACCCAGCAACUAUUAGCGGGAAACUUCAAAUUCUAAACCAACUUCAAAAAUAAAUAAAUUAAUCUCUGAUUCAAAUUCAAAGUUCCAAAGCCUUGCUCUUCCUUCCCUUGCACUCUUCAUUUUUUCUGAAUCUUCCAUUGCACUCUUCUUCCUUCCCAAAUUUUCACACAACUAUUUUUUUAUCUAUAUAAAUUCCUUCAGCCCAUGUAUCCUACGUAUUCGACGAAAGUCCCUACUGACCCAUCAAACAAAUUGCAAAAUCCUUUUUCAUCCUCAAAGUUCCUCUUUGCGGUUACAAGAUGUAUGUUGUCAAAAGAGACGGGCGCCAAGAGCCGGUACGCUUCGACAAAAUCAUGGCCCGGCUAAAAAGGCUGAGUUACGGGCUCAGCGUUGAGCAUUGCGACCCGGUUCUUGUCGCGCAGAAGGUCUGUGCUGGACUCUUCAAGGGUAUCACCACCACCCAAGUUGAUGAGUUGGCUAUGGAGACUGCGGCCGCCAUGACCACGAACCACCCGGAUUAUGCUUUGUUGGCUGCAAGAAUCGCAGUUUCGAAUCUGCAUAAGAAUACAAAGAAGUCAUUUUCAGAGACGGUAAAAGUCAUGUACAAUUAUACUGAUAAGAGGUCUGGGCAGAAGGCUUCUCUUGUUGCUGAUGAUGUCCAUGAAAUAAUCAUGAAGAAUGCUGCACGUCUGGACAGUGAGAUGAUAUAUCACAGAGAUUUUGAUUAUGAUUAUUUUGGCUUCAAAACCCUUGAGAGGUCGUAUCUUUUAAAGGUCGAUGGGAAGGUUUUGGAAAGGCCACAGCACAUGUUAAUGAGGGUUGCUGUUGGUAUCCACAAAGAUGACAUUGACUCUGUUCUGAAGACAUACCAUUUGAUGUCUCAGCGCUGGUUCACUCAUGCCACCCCUACCCUUUUUAGUGCAGGAACUCCACAGCCACAAAUGAGUAGCUGCUUUCUUGUGUGCAUGAAAGAUGAUAGCAUUGAGGGAAUAUUUGAUACCUUGAAGGAGUGUGCUGUUAUCAGCAAAUCAGCUGGAGGAAUUGGUCUCUCUGUUCAUAAUAUCCGUGCAGCAGGUAGCUACAUUCGUGGGACAAAUGGGACUUCCAAUGGCAUUGUUCCUUUGCUUCGAGUGUUUAAUGACACUGCUCGUUAUGUUGAUCAAGGGGGAGGCAAGAGAAAGGGGGCUGUCACUAUAUAUUUGGAGCCAUGGCAUGCUGAUGUCCUUGAGUUUCUAGAUCUUAGAAAAAAUCAUGGAAAGGAAGAGCAUCGGGCUCGAGAUCUUUUUUAUGCUCUUUGGAUACCUGAUCUUUUUAUGGAAAGAGUCCGUAGUGAUGGGCAUUGGUCUUUGUUUUGCCCAAAUGAGGCUCCAGGUUUGGCUGAUUAUUGGGGAGAAGAAUUUGAAAAGUUGUACACCCUAUAUGAAAAGGAGGGAAGGGCAAAGAAGGUCAUAUCUGCUAGGAAACUCUGGUUUGAAAUUUUACAUUCCCAGAUCGAAACUGGAACUCCUUUUAUGCUUUUCAAGGAUUCUUGUAAUAGGAAAAGUAACCAACAGAAUCUGGGCACCAUCAAAUCCUCAAAUCUCUGCACUGAGAUUAUUGAGUUCUCAAGUCCGACUGAAACUGCAGUUUGCAAUUUAGCAUCCAUUGCUUUACCACGAUAUGUAAAGGAAAAGGGGGCUCCUGUUGAGUCACACUCAUCUAAGCUGGUUGGUAGUAGAGAUUCGAAGAACCGAUAUUUUGAUUUUGACAAACUUGCAGAGGUUACUAGAGUAGUUACUGCAAAUCUCAACAAAAUAAUCGAUAUAAAUUACUACCCCGUUGAAACAGCAAAAAGGUCAAAUUUACAAAACAGGCCAAUUGGCAUUGGGGUUCAGGGUCUUGCUGAUACCUUCAUCCUACUUGGCAUGGCAUUUGAUUCACAAGAGGCCCUGCAGUUGAACAAAGACAUAUUUGAAACCAUAUACUACCAUGCACUGAAAGCUUCUUCUGAGUUGGCUUCAAAAUAUGGCCCUUAUGAGACGUACCAUGGGAGUCCUCUGAGCAAGGGAAUUCUUCAGGUGGACAUGUGGGGUGUAACACCGUCAGAUCGAUGGGAUUGGGCUGCUAUUAGGGAAAUGAUCUCAAAAAAUGGAGUAAGAAAUUCCCUUCUUGUAGCACCUAUGCCCACUGCUACAACCAGCCAAAUUCUCGGUAACAAUGAGUGUUUUGAGCCUUAUACCUCCAAUGUAUAUGCUCGCAGAGUUUUAAGUGGUGAAUUUAUUGUAGUGAACAAACACCUCCUUCAUGAUCUAACAGAAAUGGGUCUUUGGUCUCAUGCUCUUAAGAACAAGAUAAUAUAUGAGAAUGGCUCGGUUUUGAAGAUUCCUGAGAUUCCUGAGGAACUGAAAGCUAUUUACAAGACUGUGUGGGAAAUUAAGCAAAAGACAUUGGUUAACAUGGCUGUUGAUCGUGGAUGCUACAUUGAUCAGAGUCAGAGUCUGAAUAUUUACAUGGACCAACCAGAUACUGGGAAGCUAACUUCCCUGCAUUUUUAUGCUUGGUCUAAGGGUCUAAAAACGGGAAUGUAUUAUCUGAGAACACGUGCAGCAGCUGAUGCUAUCAAAUUCACUGUUGAUACCUCUGCCCUCAACAAUGAGAAUGCUAAAAGGGUGGACGAUGAUAGUAAGGCUGAGAUUGCUCAGGUAGUGUGUUCAUUGCAGAAUCGAGAAGAGUGCAUGGCUUGUGGGAGUUAAAGUUGUCUUGUAACAAAUAUUUGAAUAAUGUUCUUUCUGAUGAGAAGUGGGGGCAAUGCUUUUUGGCAAUGAUCUUGGCACAAAGUAUAAAUGAAGAAGUUUUUUAAUGGGGCAAGAGUGGAGUGUAGUUAGAAGUUUUUGCUGCCUUUUUUGAACUGUUAACUGGCUCCUGUGAAUUUGCAGUUAUCUCUCUCUUUGUAGCACAGAAGUCUUUUCUAGUAGGGUUUAGAAUUUGAGAACUGCAAGAACUAUGAAUGUAUAUGGAAGGCAUUUGCCAAAAGGUGCAUAUGAAAGACAUGUUCCAUAUUUCUGAUAGUUGCCAAGAGACCACGAUUGAUUUCUCUUUCU
Messenger RNA from Corylus avellana, 3128 nucleotides. RefSeq names its product ribonucleoside-diphosphate reductase large subunit. The record is from RefSeq and is a predicted model, not a curated record. Gene Ontology annotation, biological process: deoxyribonucleotide biosynthetic process. Lineage: Eukaryota; Viridiplantae; Streptophyta; Magnoliopsida; Fagales; Betulaceae. Gene Ontology annotation, molecular function: ribonucleoside-diphosphate reductase activity, thioredoxin disulfide as acceptor; ATP binding. Gene Ontology annotation, cellular component: ribonucleoside-diphosphate reductase complex.